GUGGGCACACACCCAAGCACCGCACACGGACACGACGCACGCAACACAGAGCACACGCUCACGAAUGGAUGAAUAUACAUACAUACAUAUAGUACAUAGAUACAUAUAUAUAUAUAUGGCCUUUCAUAGAUAAAAGGAUCGAUAAAAGGCUAGGCACGAACAACCAUCCCCAGCCAACUCCCACACUCACCUGGCUGUCAACGCGUGCAGGUGCUCUCUACACCCCUGUCUGGGCGUCGCAAUCAGCUGUGAUUGAUGGGACACGGCCAAAAGAUAUCUGUCCCUGUCACAGCACACGCCGCCGAACGGCGGAAGGGGAAAAAUGAGAGCACACACGAAAAUAAACGCAGCAGAUGGCACGCACACAGACAGGCAGGCAGGCAGGCAUGCAGGCAGGCAGGGAGGGAGGGAGGGAUAAAAGGGCAGGAGUAUCCAUCCGUCCAUCCGCUCCCCGUCUCUAGAUAAAAGACACCCCACCAAGCGAUCACCACAUAUAUGUGUGUAUGCGAUUUCGCAUGUAUGUAUGUAUGCAUGUGGAUACAGGUAGCCCGGCCCAUCCCUUCAUUCGUCCAUCCAUCCAUCCAUCCAUUCACUCGAUUCCCAUAAGGUUGUCGAUGUUGGCAGACGGCACGCAGCUACCGGGCGACCUCUCGCCGUCCACCUCCAUGGCACCACGGCUGUCCUUGCCGCGCCUCUCCCGCCGCCCACGGUUGAUCGCCUGCUUGCGGGGGGCCUGGCUGCUCCUGCCCUUGACGAUGGCCACAGAAGGAGUGCCCUUCGUCAAGGAAUGGACGUCAGGCCCCGAAAACUCAUGGAAUGGAGGCGGGGAAGGGGAGGGGUGUGCGGGCUUGCUCCGCUUGUUGCUGCUGCCCUUGCUGCCGUUGCCGCUGUGUCUGUCGUCGUCGUUCCCAAAGUCUGAGUCGUCGUCGUGCAGCGUCGAGCCGCCGCCCAAUGAGCGGACGGGAACCGUCCGCAUCAUAUAUUUCUCGAUCACCUGCAUCCAUCGAUCGACACAUUCGAUUUGCAUAUUCAUUUGUACGUCCCUUCCAGAGAGCCAGUGUGUGGUGUUCUUUCUGUGCUGCGGUGCGGUGUUGACUCUCCUUCCCACCGACCCACCGACCUGUUUGUCGAUCAUGAGUGAGGUGAUGAUUUCCUUGCGCGUCUUGGCGGACAUGCUGUUGUCCAGGAGCCAGUCGCGGAGGAUCUUCUGCAGGCUCUCGGCAUCGACGGACUCGUCGUCGCCAUCCGAGUACUUGAUGUCGAAGUAGCCACGCUCUCUCACGCCCUCAACACGACCCUGCACACAACGCAACACAACAAUGCACACAAUCCACAGACACCCACGGACUGCGUGAACGCGUCGGGCGGACACCUCAAAGGCGCCCAUCGCAAAUUUCCGCUCGAUUGCGGUCUUGUUGAUGCAGAUGCCCAGCAGGGGAAUCCAGCCUUCCACCGCCUGCCACUUCUCGCCCCCACCGCCCAGCGCCCCACCGACUUCGGACGCUGCACACACACGGACGGACGCGGCACACGACGCGACGGUAAAGGAACGCAUGCUGUAUUGGUGAGUUGGCCGACCUUUUCUGUGGUCAGCCGCGGCGGCCACGGCGAGGCUCUUGUGCUGCAAUGUGCUGCUCUUGUUCUGCCUUUGGCGCCGCUGCUUGUCGCCCUUGCGGCCAGACCCGUCACGCGACCGCACGUUCGUGUAGGCCCGGACCACUGAAUGCACAAUCGUCACAGAGAGAGAGGGAGGGGGGAAAGGAAUGCAUGUGUGGCGUUUGAAUGAAUGAUAUUCAGCAGGCCUCCUUAUUACGUGCGCCGAUGGUGUUUUGGGCGACGUCACGUUCGGUCUGGUCCCUAUUAGCGUCGUAAUCGCGGGCCAGAUGAAGGCACUGCACCCUGCGUGCAGCGCACACACACACAUACACACAUACACACACGCACCGGCGCACGCGUAUGCAAAUAGCACGCGACGCGCACGAGAGAGACUCCUCCUCUGACUCACCACCCCACCCACCGACCCACCUGCAGUUGAUGUGAAGUCCCUCUGGGUCUGCGCCUUUCUUGCGCUUCUUGCAGGCGCCGCACGGCUUGAGCGUCGAGAAUGCGUCGUCACUGAGGUGGGCGCUCUUGAAGCCCCUGACACCCCGGCUGCCCCCCUGCACCAGCGGCUGCUUCAUGUUGCGCGUGCAGCCCCCCUGCACACACAGACACAGACGCAGACAGGGAGACAUAUGUAGGCGGAUGUCCCACAAACAUUCAUUCUCUGGUGCAUCCAUCUGUAGGUUGGGUGACGGACGGGGCGGUGGUCUGCGUUGUAGGCGGCCGAGUGGACGCGACGGAGCCGCCGGACUGAGAGGGGAUGAUUCUUGUUGCCACCCGACACGGCGUCAGCCACACGCCUGACCGACACAGUCAUUCCACAGACAGACAGCCAUGUCGACUCGGGUGUGUGUAGGCGAGUCAGUCAGUCAGUCGCUCACUCGCUAAGCGCCACGCAGUUGGGACAGAACCACUCUACGUCAUCUGCAACAGACACCACAGGAAACAUCAAAUCUUGAGGCGAGUGUGGCUGUCGUCUGUGAGUCGUGCGCAUGCCUCCCUCCCUCCCACCCUCCCUCCCUCCCUGUCUGUCUGUCUGUCUGCCAGCACAGGUACCUGGUGGCGUAUCAUUGGGCUGCAGUCCCAGGCAGUGCAGGUGGAAGGGAAAGGCGCACCCGUCACACACUAUCGAGCCAGUGGCGCCCAGUGGCGGCCCUCCUGCGAUUGAGAUGUCAUCCCUCAUCUGGUCGGACGUGCCGAUGGGGUGGGGGUCGGGCUGCUGACAGAUGCCGCACAGGGUGUGCUCGGGCGACGUCUCGCCAAACGGGUCCUGGUCAAUGGCGUCGGCGUCACUGGAGGCCGGGAUGGCCGGGAUGCCUGCAGUGCGUGGGUAAAUAGGUGCACGUGUGGCUGUGUGUACGGAUGCCGCAUCGCUCACCCUGAGCUUCGGCGCGGAGGAGGCGUGCGGUCAGCAGCUCGUUGCGCAGCCCCCGCAUGGCCAGCUCACGCACACGCUCGAACCACAGACGACCGAAGUCGGCGACGAUCUCAUCCUGACACACAGACAAACACACAGACAGACAGACAGACAGACGGAGAGGCACGAGCCGCGUGUAUCUGUGUGCGCAUGUAUGUAUGUAUGUGUUGGCCAUCCAUUUCUCCACUCACCCCCGGGUAUAUGCGCACUCCGGGAAUGGUACACAACACCACGUGGGGCCACCCGUCCUCGUAUAUCUGGUGCCAGCAGGCGUUGACGUGGAGGUUUUUGGGUCCGUUGGGGUUGGCGCACAGGUCGAUCGCCUCAUAGUGAUUCACCAACGCUGAGCAGCAAAGACACACAUCCACACAGGGAGGGAGGGAGAGUAAGCAAGCCGGCCCCAUGCACACAUUGCGAUGCGAUCGAUGUGCGCGCAUCUUGAACGACCGAACGGACUGACCCAUUUCGUUGUGGAACCGUGACGCGUCCACGACCCACUCGUCAUCGUGUGGCAGCACCAGCUCCUGCUUGCGGCCGCGUGGGCCCCCAACAGACCCAUGGUCGCCGCGGACAGAAGCUACCCGUGACUUGUCGCUGCGGACAGCUCGAGGGUCGAACUCUGCAUACGCGCGUGGGUGUUGCGAGGGGAGCACGUGACAGGACAUGACAUGAGAUGAUUGACGAAUGGGCGGGGCGCGUGUGGUGGGUUGGUGGCGUACCGAGUCUGAAUACGUAAGUGGUGUUCUCCUGCCCCGUUUCGUCCAACUGCGGUUUGCACACCACCCCUGUGUACUCGCCCAGUACCACGGGCAACUGCAGCCAUCCAUCCGCACAAGCCCGCCCCGCCCACACGGCACGGAGCCAGCCAGGCAGGCAGCCAUACGUGAAGACCCACCGGCGCAGCCCAUUCAUUCAUUCAUUCUUUCUUUCAUUCCUUGACUCACCCUAUCGUCAAUAUGUUUGGUGUCGUUGAGGACGAGCGAGUAGCAUUUCUCCGAGAGGGGUGUGGCGAACCUGACAGGGUGUCGGUGGUCUACAAUCUCCACGACAGCCAGGCGGGGGUCGACCCCUCCUUCCAACACACAGUGCGUCGCCGAGUCCCACAGCGCCGCCUGAUUCCGGCAGUGAAUCGUGCCGGACACACCACCAAGACCUGCAUAUCAUCGCACACAGGGCAGGGCAGGCUGUUCAUGCAGCAGUUGUGCAGCUGUCUGUAUGUCUGUCUGUCUGUGUCAUGCAUCUUCGAUCUAUCUAUCUAUCUCCCUCCCUCCCCACCGACAGCCGGACCGACCUGAGGAGAAGAGGUGGGGUUUGUUUCCUCCCUCCCUGCUGCCACUGCCGGCUCCGCGUGAGGCGGCCUGGAUGGUGUGCUUGAGGGUAUCCGAAUCGGGCGUGAGCGCCUGCUUCAGGGCCGGCAUCUUGUUGCGCUCCUUCAGCACCUCCUUGAACUGCACGAGGCGAAAGGCAUUGGAGAUCUCACACCGCGGGCUGCUCGAUGAACAAGAUGACGCCAUUACCGCUAUCUGCCUAUCUAUCUCGAGGAAAGAUGACGCCAAGCUGCAGGUGAGCC
Messenger RNA from Vitrella brassicaformis, 4589 nucleotides. The record is from the annotation of a GenBank genome assembly. NCBI's taxonomy places the organism in Eukaryota, Vitrellaceae.